GUGUCCACAUUCACAGUAAGAGAUGGGCCCAGUUUUCCACAGUACCGAUUGGUUACAAUAUGUUUGGGGCUACUUAGUGCUCUUCUACUGAUUGUUGCCAUUGUCCUGGGAGUAUACUGUGAGUGUAACCAUGUCCAAAGAUAAGUCUCAAUACUAAGUAUAGUAAUCUCGCACCCUCAAUGUACAUGGUUACAAAGAAAAAACGUAAAUGUACUACUUUGUUCAUGAAAGGUGUUUUUUCUCCCUAGUGAUAUUGGGUCCCUCUUUGAUCCCCACAGGUAAUAAAGUCAGUGAGAGUCAUCUUCCACUAUAUCGGAAUUUGACACAGAUCAGCAGUGAGCUGGAGCAACUCCGAGCCGUCCAGAACAAUGUGAUUCAUGCUAAAGAGGAGGCCCAGAGAAAGUUACACAGAGAGCUCACUAGCCUUCACCAACUAGAGAUAGAAUUACAGCAACAGACGACCAGCGUCGAUAACUUUCAGGCGCAGAUUGAGAGCCUUCGCAAGGAGAAGACGCAGAUGCAGUCCCAAAUAUCUUCGCUUGGUGAGAUAACUUUUUGUGAGACACCCAAUUUAGGAUUUGAUCUACCGAUUAGUAAAAACAAACAUAAUAUGUGUCUUUACAGAGGUAAGCUGUGGCCUAUGUUUGCCAGGAUGGGAUCUGCUAAACUCAACGUGUUACUACUUUGCCAUUUCUGAUGCCAUUGAGUCUAGAAGCUGGGGAGAGGCCAGAAAAGAAUGUUUAAGUUAUGGAGCUGACCUGGUUGUGGUAGAUAACUGGGAGAAGCAGGUAAGACAUAUACCGUCAGUGUGAAUCUUGUUACUGUAACUGGGAGCGUGAUGUUUAUUAUCAUAUUUUGUGUGACUGAGGGCAUUGUAGUGGGAAAGUAAGUACUGUUCCAAACUUGGCAUUAUUAAUAAUUUAACCAACCUAAUUCAACAGCUUGUUUGUGCAUGACUCUCUCUCUUUCUCUGUGUGUGUCUGUGUGUUUGUGUUUUCUCAGGAGUUUAUCAAUAAGGCAAUACAAGCAUUACGAUACGGUUCAAGAGUCUGGCACCUAACAGGGUUCUGGAUAGGACUGAAGGAGGAAGGGAUACAGAGGGGACCUGGACAUGGCUUGAUGGGACUGAGCUGACUCAGGGGUAAGAGCUGCACAAGUUAUUGGAAUUGGUUUGUUAUGUAGCUAGUAUUACCAUUGACUAUUACUACUGUCCUAUUACCUAUUACGUAGUCUAAAAAUGAACCUUGACCUUUGUUCAAGGUACUGGGCAGAUGGGGAGCCUAACGACUAUAGGAGAAAUGAGGACUGUGCAGCCAUUUACUCCAACUAUCCCAUGAGGACUUGGGAUCCCAGGAAGACUUGGAACGAUGCCCCAUGUAGAAAUGCACUGAAAUGGAUAUGUGAAAUGAAAGCAAAGGCAGCCCAGGAAUUCAAGUUGUAAUCAUUUGUCUCAUGAGUGUUGCCAUAUGCAAAGACACUACAUGUUAAAUGAAGUUUUUUAUAACAAAAGUAAAUGAAUGGUUAUUAAACUCUUCUAAUUUAGCCAUAUUGGGCAAUUAUAUAACAUCACUGGUUGUUUGAUGAUCUUUCUGUCACACACACACACAGUCUUGUACAGCUAACCUUGUGGGGACACAAUUCCGCUAACCCUAAACCUAACCCUAACCCGUACUCUUACCCUAACCUUAACCCUAACCUUAACCCAAAAACCUAACCUUAACCCUAAACCUAGCCCUAGCUCCUAACCCUAACAUUAAAAAUAACCCUAGCUCCUAACCCUAAACCUCAUUCUAACCUUAAUCCUGAACCCCCUAGAAAUAGCAUUUGACCUUGUGGGGACCAACAAAAUAAAAUGUCCCCAGUUGGUCAUAGUCAUCAUAGUAUCUGACUGAUGCAUGACUGCACAAAAUAAAAUGUUUCUGAGUGGUAUUUUCAGGUGCUCUGUGUGGAUUGACAGGUCUGAGGCUGUUGGUGGGAUAAUGCCGUUGUGCACUCUAAAGAUCAUGUCUGUCUAUUCCAAUUUGGAGACUCCAGAGUGCAUGACUGUUUAUUUAGCAUCUUCACUAAACUACACCAAGCUUUAGAAAUAGAAAAAUAAGAAAACGUGUUUUUGGUUUAUUACAGUUUUUUAUUUAUUGCUAACAAGCAUUGUUCAAUACUGCGGAUACAUGUGCAAAACUCUAAAUACAGUUAUCACAACAACACUCUAUGUGGCAACCUGUGGAUUAUUUGUAAUUGCUUUGAUACAAAAUGUAUUCAAUGACAUCUUUCAAAUUACAUAAAUACUUGUCUCACAAAAACACAUUUACCAACAAAACUCUAUAUAUCUACAGACCAUUUUGCAAAUGUUAAGAUACCCUUAUCAAAACUGUUAAACUCAAGUUCAAAAGCUACUGAAAAUUGAAUUAGACUGCAUUUUUUUACAUAGCUACAGUAAAAACAAAAUAAUAAUAAUAACUCUUAAUUAUUCACUGCUGAUUUUCAUUCUACAUUACGUAAUUGAAGACCUACCCAGGUGUUUUCCAUUUUUAUGUCAUUACCAUCUCUACAAAAGGGGACAUCUUUGGAAUAUAUUUUACAUAAACAUGGACCCAGCCAAAGAUCGUGUAGUGGCUUACAGAGGUGGAAGAGUUGCCGGGAGAGGCAGAGGAUUACGUAUCCGUGGUGGAAGACGACUGAGGGGAAGACCCAGAGUUGUAGUGUCAGAUGAGAUUAGGGCUACAAUCAUCAAUCAUUUUGUCAAUCAUGGUCUAUCAAUGCGAGAUGCUGGUCUCAGAGUGCAGCCAAAUUUGCAACGCUCAACUGUGUCAUCUAUUAUAAAAACCUUCCAGCAAACUAACAGGUAAGAUGUGCAUUCUGCAUGGGCAUCUAACUGUACUGAAUAUUACUGUAGAGUAGUAAAUCGAGCAAAAGCUCUCCGAACCACUUGUGUGUGAUUUUAUUUUUGUUUUAGGAGCCAACGGUUACCAAAUGGAGGGGGGAGAGGUAGGAUUUUCUCUGCUCAGCAGGAAGCUGUAAUUGUUGACAUGGUCAUUAGCAACAAUGCCAUAAAACUCAGAGAAAUUCAAGAGAGAGUGUUGGCAGACAAUAAUACAUUUCAAAAUGUUGAAAGUGUAAUCACAACAAUCACCAGAGCACUGCACACACAGCAGUUACAGUAUACUGUAAUGUAAACUACUGUUAUAGAAUAACUGUUAUGUUGCCCUGUGGAUUUACAAUAUUUUAGAGUCAUGGGGCUUGAAGCCAGGCCAAAACCCCACAUGUUCGUCUUUGUGGAUGAGGCUGGUUUUAACAUGGCCAAAACACGCCGACGUGGAAGGAAUGUGAUUGGGAAAAGAGCAACAGUGAAUGUCCCGGGCCAGAGGGGUGCCAACAUCACAAUGUGUGCCGCAAUAUCCUCUGAAGGAUUGCUGUUACAUAAACUACUAAUUGGGCCAUACAACACAGAGCGCCACAUUUCAUUCAUGGAUGACCUCUAUGGAAGGCUUUUGCCAGGUGAAGAAAGAGGGCAAGUCAGAAGAAAUAUGGAAACCUGGGUGAUUGUAUGGGACAAUGUGGUAUUUCACCACUCCCAUGCAGUCACAGUGUGGUUUGCAGCCCAUCCCGGGAUGGUGUUACUUUUCCUCCCCCCUUACUCUCCCUUCCUCAACCCCAUAGAGUCAUUAUUUUCCUCAUGGAGGUGGAAAGUUUAUGACCACCAUCCACAUGAUCAAAUGUCACUCUUGGAUGCAAUGAAUGCAGGAUGCCUGGAUAUCGCUGCAGAAGAUUGCCAGGGAUGGAUCAGGCAUGCAAAGAGAUUCUUUCCCAGGUGUACUGCACGAGAGGCCAUACGUUGUGAUGUGGAUGAGAACUUGUGGCCCAAUGCAGCAGACAGGGUUGACUAGCAUUGUUAUAUAUCUGUUUCAUUUGGACAAUAUGCUAUGCAUAUUCAUAGUGUGUAUACACUUUAUGUUUGUUUAACAGUACUGGAAUUAUUUAUUUUUGUGGAUUUUGGAAUUACUCAGCAAAAAGCAAAAUACAGUAAUUUGCAGAAAUACAGUAAAUUGUAUUGAAGCAUAUUGCAGCUGUAAUGAAUACUCGGACAGAGUGGUAAGAUCCAAUCGCAGAAUAGCGAUGCUUUAUUAGAGUACAGACAAGGGUAUAGCUUAAUCGUGGUCGGGCGGGCUGUGGUCAAAACCGGGCAAGGCAUAGACAGGCAGAGGUACCAAAGGAGCGGGCUUAGUCGUAGUCGAGGGCACAGGCACAGGAUCAGAGCACGGUAAUCACUGGGGUAGACAAGCAGAGGAUUAAGCAAUUCGGGGAGUCAAACAAGGCACAGGUCGGAUACACGGUUAAUCAAAACAACAAACUCUCUCUCUCUCUCUCUCUCUCUCUCUCUCUCUCUCUCUCUCUCUCUCUCUCUCUCUCUCUCUCUCUCUCUCUCUCUCUCUCUCUCUCUCUCUCUCUCUCUCUCUCUCUCUCUCUCUCUCUCUCUCGGAACAAAACGCUUAGCAAGUCACAAAGGAACAAUACCUCGCACCGACUGAACCUCUGAGCACACCUUAUAUCCUACCCUAAUUACGGACAGGUGUGCUCAGAACUCAGGUGAACCAGAUCGAGUCUGAUGACUCCCCCUCUCUGUAGAUCGGGGAAGUGUCAGACUCUGUCUAGACCCAGCCAACCCCCGAUCCCUUACAACAGCCUUUCUGCUUUAUUUCUUUACAUAUAUUGCAGGACAUUCUAUACAGUACAGGUUUGCCACUCUUCUUUUGUAAAAAUGACUGUUGGUUCAUCUAAAAAACUAUGAUAUUAAAGACAAAUUGACACAUUUUCAAGUGGUAGCUGUUUUUAGAGUUUUGUAGGUCAUGAUACUAUGAAUGACAAAGUGUGCAUGUUGUGAGAGACUGUUAGCUUUCAUUUGGUAGAAAGAUUUGCUUUUGAGACAUGUAGGAUGUGCAUUGCCAAGUUGCAUGUUGUUUUGAUAACUGUAUUUAGAGUUUUGCACAUGUAUCCGCAGUAUUGAACAAUGCUGGUUAGCAAUCGAAAAAAAAACUGUAAAGAAGGAUCAAGAUUAACUGCAUUCUGAGGUGUUGUCUUGGUUCCAGACACUAGCAUAACAAACUGUGAUCCCAAUCAAUAGGAAAAACUAAAUGUUGCCACCCACACAAACACUCCUUCCUCCACUCAAACUACCAAUGGCUUCACAGUAUUCACAUGAAGCAUUGACAUAGGGCAAUGACUAAACAAAUCCUCCACAGGCAGAGAGAACGAGUAAACAGUUGUUUUAGUUCAAUAUUGGCAGAUAGCAGACAGACAAGUCAAUGGAGAAUUCUGACAUAUCAGAAAAUGUGUUGAAGGGAUUCAAGGGAACGUACAAUGAGCUGAUAUGUCAGGAUGAUUUCAGCACAGAUGGACAUCCUCUCUAUAACAGACAAGACCAACAACAAGGUACAGUGACCUUUUUGGGAAAAGCAAGAGAAUAUCUGCACUCCUAUAAAAUAUAAAUCCAGGAGCUUUUGACAGAUUGUAGAUUUGAGUAUUAAAUUCUGAAUACAGGGAUGUCACUAAAAUCUCGUGGAUGAACCCAAAUAUUAUUGCGGUAAUACUUGAUAAAAUUGUCUCUUGUCCAGUGUCCAUGUUCAUGGUGAGAGAUGGGCUGAGUUCUCGAUUCUACCGAUUGGUUGCAGUGAGUCUGGGCAUGCUCAGUGCUCUUCUACUGGCCGUUGACAUUGGUCUGGGGGUCCAAUGUGAGUAGUGUCCUUUAUCAUUUCCCUCUCAUUUAAAUAAUUAACUGAACAAUUCUGUCCUCUUCCUCUAGUAAUGUUAGGUCUCUCUUUGGGCCCCACAGACAGCAAAGUCAGUGAGAAGUACAGUCCACUAUAUCAGAACUUGACACAGAUCAGCAGUGAGCUGGAGCAACUCAGAGCUACCCACCGUAAUAUGAUCCACGCCAAAGAGGAGGCCUUGACAGUGUUACAGAGAGAGCUCCAAAAUGUGUACAAAACCAGCGGGCAGCUAGAGAGUGCCAAACACACUGGCAUGGAGUUACAGAGGCAGGUUGAAAGCCUUCAGGAACAGAAGGUGGCAUUGCAGUCCCGUGUCACUGAAGUUGGUGAGACUUUUGGGACUCAGUCUUUUGUAGCCUAUGCUGUGUUGUAUCUAGAAGCGACAUUGAUUAAUUUAUUAAUGUAUUCUUAGUAGAUGUUUAUAUCAAAAUAAUCGCUUUGAGAAAUCCCACUCUGGAGAUUUGAAACAGCAAUGUAUGCUUAUAUGGGGGCCUUCAUUUGUCAGAUGUUACAGCAACAGUAAUGUUUCAAUGACUGUUUCCAUUUCAUUUUGUAACAGUGGAAAGCUGUGGCCGUUGUUUGCCAGGAUGGGAACUGCUAAACUCAGUGUGUUACUACUUUCCCUUGUCUGACUCCAUUCCUCUGAAAACGUGGGACAGAAGCAGAGAUAACUGCAUUAAACAAGGAGCUGACCUGGCAAAAAUAGAUAGUGAAGAGAAGCAGGUAAAUUAUUUGGAUAUAUUCCACAUGGUGUAACUUCCACACUGGGUUAAAGAAUAUAUACGGUACAUACCAUGUUAGCAUAGAAUGAGUAGAACGUUCUAGCGUUCUCAUCAGUUCUAUGGAAUGUGUGUCUAAAUGUAAUUAUGUAAAUCGCCCCACUAGGGGGUAAGGGGGGGGCCUUUUGGGUUUUCCUUUUACCCCCUUUUAAAAAAAAAGGGUUUUUUCCCUUUUUAGAAGUUAGGCCCCUUUUUCCCCAAAAAAAAAAAUUAGAAAUUCCCCUCCGAAUGCCUCACGUGGGUGGACCCUCCUCCCCCCUUUUUUCCCCCCCCUUCCCUUUCCCCCCGGGGUCCCCGGGGGUUUUUUUUCCCCCCAAAACCCUCCUUUCCUUCCCCUUUCCCGGCAAAUCACCCCCCUUUUUUGGGGGGGUUUUUUUGGGCUCUUUUUUUUUCCCUUGUUUUUACCCAAAUUUUUUUUUUUUUUUUUUUUUCCCCUUUCCUUUUCCCCCUUUAAUUUGCCCCCUUUUUUUUUUUCUUGCUUUACCCGUUUUUCUGUUUUUCCCUUUUUUUUCUGGGUUUUUUUCCUUUUCCCCCCUUUUACAUUUCCCCCGGUCAAUCCCCCAAAAAAAACCCCAAAAGGGGGGGCCCAAAAAAAAAGGGUACCUAAAAAAAAAUGUUUAAAAAGGGCAAAAAAUUUUGGAUAACCACAUGGUUUGAAACUUAAUUUUUAAAAAAUAAUCGGACCCCAGAUGUAGUGUUUGGGUUUUUUUUGGGGUUUGGGGGAAAAAAAGGUUGCCCCCUCCAGGAGGGUUUUCCGGUUUUUUGACCUCUUUUUCCCCAUCCUUGGAGGGGGGGGGAGGAAAAAAAAGGGGGGGGGGAGAGGAAAAGGGGGGGGGGGCGGGGGGGGGGUGUUGGGGGCCCCCCCCCCCGGGGGAUUUUUGAACAAAAAAAGGGGGGGCCCCCCGGGGCCGGGGGGGCCCUUUUUCCCCCCUCAUUUUUUUUCCCCCCUUUUCGUUCUCUCCCCCUUUCUCUCCCUUUUCUUUUCCCCCCCUUUUUGGGUCUUUUUUUUAGGGUUUUUGGCUCAAGUUUUAAAUGGUCGGCAUAAAAAGGGGGGGGUUGGGAAAAGGGUCGAGGGGACGGAAGGCGGGGGUAAAUAGGGUGACCCCAAAAAAGUAGGGGUUUUUGGUGUUUUUGUUUCCCUUUUAUACCCCUAAUUAAAAAUGGGCAUAUAGACUCUGAAUAACAUAGGUUCAACUUAUCUGCUAUGGCAAAGUAUGGAGAUAGACAGAUUGUCUAAAUAUUAGCAUUACCAUUGUCUAUUACUACUGUCUUAUUACCUAUUACGUAGUCUAAAAAUGAACCUUGACCUUUGUUCAAGGUACUGGGCAGAUGGGGAGCCUAACGACGCUAUGAAUAACGAGGAUUGUGCAGCCAUUUACUCCAAAAAACAUCCCACGUGGACUUCGGAUCGCAUGAAGACUUGGAACGAUGCCCCAUGUAGAAAUGCACUGAAAUGGAUAUGUGAAAUGAAAGCAAAGGCAGCCCAGGAAUUAAAGUUGUAAUCAUUUGUCUCAUGAGUGUUGCUAUAUGCAAAGACACUACAUGUUAAAUGAAAAUGUUUAUAACAAAAGUAAAUAAUUGGUUUUAAAUUCUUGUCAUUUAGCCUCUUUACGUGCAGCGCCAAUAUCAAAUCAAAUCAAAUUUUACUUGUCACAUACACGUGUUUAGCA
Coregonus sp. 'balchen' is the source of this 8214-nucleotide messenger RNA. Lineage: Eukaryota; Metazoa; Chordata; Actinopteri; Salmoniformes; Salmonidae. The record is from the annotation of a GenBank genome assembly.